AUACCACUGACUCGAUCUCUAAUAAGUUCUGUCUAAAUCAGUGAGAUCGUGAAAGACAGACAACUAAUGCAAAUAAUACUAGAACUCGUCCCAAUAUUUACAUUUGAAUUGACUCGAUCAAACACACAAUACACGCAUCAAACCGCAGCAAAGUGCACCAAUUGUGUCUCCACUACAAUGUGUGUGCACUUUCCAAAAUUUAAAUCUAGAACCUGUCAAGCUAACUUUAAAAAGACUUCAAGAAACUCUCUUAACAAUGCAAAAUCCUUAUCCUUAGGUCUUUGCCUCCCUGUCCGGAAAAUUUAUCCCAGAAAAUUAUCCGAAACCAUGGCAGCUAAUCCACGGAGACUUCACUUCGUGUUCGUCCCGUUAUUGGCUCAAGGCCACAUGAUCCCCAUGAUAGACAUGGCCAGGUUAUUAUCUGAGCAUGGAGUGGUCACAAGCUUAGUCACCACGCCACACAACGCGUACAGGUUCGCCACUAGUGUUCGCCGAGCUCAAGCUACAGGGUUGCAUGUUAAUCUAAUAGAAAUUCCAUUUCCCUGUGAAGAAGUAGGAUUGCCACUGGGGUGUGAGAAUCUUGACAGCGUCCCAUCGAGGAACCUCAUAAGAAAUUUCUUCCGUGGGCUGAAUAAGCUACAACAUCCAUUGGAACAGUACUUACAGCAACAUGAUCUUCCUCCAAGUUGCAUAAUUUCUGAUAAGUGCCUUUCUUGGACAUCUCAAAUGGCCAAAAAGUUUAAGGUACCGAGGCUCGUUUUUCAUGGGAUGUGCUGUUUUUCUCUCCUAAGUUCCCAUUAUGUAAAAUUGUACAAACCUCAUCUCUCUGUAAAAUCUGAUUUAGAACCCUUUGUGAUUCCUGGAAUUCCCAUGCGGGUUGAAAUAGCAAAAGCUCAGUUGCCGGGAGCAUUUGUCACUUUGCCGGAUUUGGAUGAUAUUAGGGACGAAAUGCAAGAGGCUGAAUCGAGUGCUUAUGGGGUGGUUGUGAAUACUUUCCUAGAAUUGGAGCAUGGUUGUGUGGAAGAAUACAGUAAGGCUAUCAACAAAAAGGUAUGGUGUAUCGGUCCGGUUUCUCUAUGCAAUAGGGAUAUUUUGGACAAGAUUGAGAGAGGGAAUAAAGCUUCAACCGAUGAAACAAAGUUGUUGGAAUGGCUCGAUUCCAAGAAAACGGAGUCUGUUAUUUACGCGUGCCUUGGCAGCCAGUGUCGUCUGGUUCCAUCGCAACUAAUAGAACUCGGACUAGGUUUGGAAGCAUCAAAACGUCCAUUUAUUUGGGUAAUAAAAACAGGAGAAAGAUUUCCAGAGUUCGAGAAAUGGUUAUUGGAGGAGAAAUUCGAGGAGAGAAUUGAAGGGAGGGGACUUCUGAUCAAAGGUUGGGCCCCUCAAGUUCUUAUUUUAUCCCAUCCUGCAAUAAAAGGGUUCAUAACACACUGUGGUUGGAACUCGACUAUAGAAGGGGUGUGCUCUGGAGUCCCAAUGAUAACAUGGCCUAUGUUUGCAGAACAAUUCUUCAACGAGAAACUUAUCGUGGAAAUUUUGAGGAUUGGUGUUCGAGUAGGAGUCGAGCUCCCAGUUAGAUGGGGAGACGAGGAGAAAGUUGGAGUUCUCGUCAAGAAAGACCAAGUUAAAAGUGCUAUAGAACAGCUAAUGGAUGAAGGAGAAGAAGGUGAAAAUAGAAGAAACAGAGCCAGAGAACUCGAGACAAUCUCACAGAGUGCAAUGGAAUCUGGGGGAGCUGCACACUUCAAUAUAUCAGUUCUAAUUCAGGACAUUUUAGAGCAAUCCUUCCACAGUAGGGAUUAAGUUUAGUAACAUUUACUAGUUAUUUUCAUAGACCUGAUGCUAGCAUUCUACUCGUCUCCUAAUUGUUUCCUCUAAUGGGUAAAGUGUCAGUAAAUUAUCAAGCUCGCUCGCUCAGACUAAAACAUUUACGACGUGUUUGAUAAUGGUGGUAGAAUCCAGAAUUUUAAUAUUAGUGUUUAAUAAAUCA
This is a messenger RNA of Olea europaea var. sylvestris, 1990 nucleotides long. Its product is annotated as UDP-glycosyltransferase 73D1-like. Lineage: Eukaryota; Viridiplantae; Streptophyta; Magnoliopsida; Lamiales; Oleaceae. The transcript is spliced from 2 exons. The record is from RefSeq and is a predicted model, not a curated record. Gene Ontology annotation, molecular function: UDP-glycosyltransferase activity. The coding region runs from base 67 to 1803 and encodes 578 amino acids.